CAUAAAAUAGUUUAUUUUAUUCGUAAUAUGGUUUUGCAAAAAAAAAUCUAUAAAACUUGUCUUGAACAGCAAUGUUAGUUUCCAAUGUUAGUAACGAUUCGGAAUUAUUAAAUUCUCACUUUACCAGCACGGAGUUAUAUAUAAUAAAUUAUCUAUAAGACUUAUGUUGGUUUUCAAUGUUAAAAAUGCUAGUUAAAAAUGUAACUGACGAUUCUAAAUUAUUAAAUUCUCGGUUUAGUAACACCGAGUUAGGUUUUUUGGUGUUUGGACUGACACUUAUUAGUUUUAUUGCAACAACUGCAAACAUUUGUGUUUUUAUUGCUUAUGUCAAAAAUCAGAGUCUUCGAACUGCUUCAAAUUGGUUGAUAUUGUCAUUAGCAGUAGCAGACACUUGGAUAGGUGCAGUUUCUAUAAAUUUUUAUACAGUUUAUUUGGCCUACGGAUAUUGGCCGUUGGGUAAAAUUGCAUGUAACUUUUGGCUAUCAACAGAUUAUUGGUGCAGUCAAGCAAGUGUAGUCCACUUACUUGUUAUAUCAGUUGAUAGAUAUCUUGUGAUUAGAAUUCCUUUGGCUUACAGAUCUGUGCGAAGUAAUUUACGUCUUAAGUAUGUUAUACUUUUUGUGUGGUUUUUGUCGUUUGUUCUUUGGGUACCUUGGAUAAUAUCUUACCCAUAUAUUGUUGGUAAACAAGAUGUUCCCGUGGAUAAGUGUUAUAUUCAAUUUCUUACUGACAGUGUUUUCUUGACAGUUUUUACAGCAUUAUCUGCUUAUUAUAUUCCUUUGUUAAUGAUGAUUUUUAUGUAUAUUAGAAUAUAUACUUUUCUGCAUAAACGUAAACGUGCCGUUGAUAGAGUUAAAACACCAAACUAUUUUGGUGAUUUAGCUGAUACUUCGGUUUGUUGUGUCUCUGUUAUUCAAACAAAUACUUGUCUUGAGGUUGAUUCAAUUGUAAAUAAUAAAGAGUUAAGUAAGACUUGUCAAGUCUUGCCAAAAAAAUUAUAUAAAAACUACGACAGAGCAAAAAAGUUAUUAAUUCUAAUUAUCCUUGCAUACGCAAUCACCUGGUUUCCUUAUAAUGUGUUUGCCGUUAUUUCUCCAUUUUGUAGUAACUGUGUUACAGCUCCGUUAUGGGAUUUUGGAUAUUUGUUUUGUUACAUUAACUCGCUAGUCAAUCCUUUUUGUUAUGCAUUCGGAAAUAAAAGAUUUAAAGCAACCUUCAAAUCGAUGUUUUUUGGAAAAAAUAUAAAUUUUUAAUUAAAAAAAAUGUUUAACAAUUUCAAAAAAAAAAAUGAUUUUGUAAUUAUUUUUUUUUUUUUAAUUUUAUGUUGAAGUUCAAAUCGUUUAAAUUUCUUGUCAUUAGUUUGAGACAGGAACACAAACGAUUUAGUUAUAUAAGAAAAAUUAAAUCAUUUGGUUUUUAGUACUUUUAAAAAUGGUUUUGUAUCAAUUAAUACUUUUGAAACUUUAAUUAUAAACGAUACCCUGAAAAACUUUAUAAAUUUUUUUAACGAUGUUUAAUUGAUUAUAUUCUGUUUGAUUUUUCUCUGCUAUUGUAUUUUAUUCGUAAAACAUUUGAAUUAUUUAUUA
Messenger RNA from Hydra vulgaris (swiftwater hydra), 1586 nucleotides. Its product is annotated as muscarinic acetylcholine receptor M3. Gene Ontology annotation, cellular component: synapse; dendrite; plasma membrane. Gene Ontology annotation, molecular function: G protein-coupled acetylcholine receptor activity; G protein-coupled serotonin receptor activity. NCBI's taxonomy places the organism in Eukaryota, Metazoa, Cnidaria, Hydrozoa, Anthoathecata, Hydridae. The record is from RefSeq and is a predicted model, not a curated record. Gene Ontology annotation, biological process: G protein-coupled receptor signaling pathway, coupled to cyclic nucleotide second messenger; chemical synaptic transmission; adenylate cyclase-inhibiting G protein-coupled acetylcholine receptor signaling pathway.